Medicago truncatula (barrel medic) is the source of this 1145-nucleotide messenger RNA. RefSeq lists its product as uncharacterized. Bases 72 to 971 code for a protein of 299 amino acids. The record is from RefSeq and is a predicted model, not a curated record. NCBI's taxonomy places the organism in Eukaryota, Viridiplantae, Streptophyta, Magnoliopsida, Fabales, Fabaceae. The transcript has 9 exons.
UUUGAGAUCUAAUCUCACAUCAAAUUGAAUCGUGUUCACUUAUCUUGCUUCCUCCUUGGAAAGUGGUCUAAAUGGAGAAAACAUCAUGUGCAUGUACUCUUCUCAUUCAACUUUGUCUCUGUUGUGCUCUCUACAUUGCUCUCAACUUAGGCCAACCUCAGACAUUGCUCAACACAAAUGCAACUCAACAAGAUAAUGAUAUCUACUUCAUCAGUGUCAAUGGUGGUUUCAGAACCAUUAACCAACAACUCCAUCUUCUCAAUAUGAUGGAGAAGGUUGCAAAAGCUUACAAGGCAAGUUUUGUUGUGUGCACCAGCAAGCUUGGAGGAGACGAUCCACUCAUGCAGAAUGCAACUCUUCGUUUUCCAUCAUUGAGACUCCCAUGGUACACUACCUAUACUUCCAGAGCUGCAAAAUCAGGAGGAGAACAAGUGGGUUGCUUUGAGCAGAAGAUCAAUUUAUCUAAUGGGAAAACCUUAGAUGUUAUUGGUGUUGAUACUCAAGCACUGCAAGACUCUAUCUUGAGCAGAUCGUUAAACGGCAACAAAAACAAUCAAUUGCAUUGGCUUCUCAGAACAUUGCAAGCAAACAGUAGCAACUGGCGCAUUGUUGUCGGAUACCAACCACUACUCAUAUGUGGACAGAAUAAGGAGAAUACGAAGAAAACGAAAGCUUUUGAGUACUUGCACCAUUUAUUUACGAAAUUCGCAGUAGAUGUAUAUUUAAGUGGACAGGAUUGCACUAUCCAAGUCCCCGACAAUCGCGUUGCUUACAUUGGGAACCCUGGCUUGAAUGAGAAAAAAUCCUAUUCAGUUUUUCUAAAUGGUAAAUCUGUCUUUAGCAGAGAAUUGGCUAAUGGAUUCCUUCUUCAUCAAGUCAGCUCAACGCAAAUUGUAACUUACUAUGUAAGUUUAGCAGGUGAAGUUGCUUUUAAAACUGUUCUUCAAGAGAAGAGUACAGAAGUUAUGUAAUUAUUUGCAGUUGAUGAUCCAUAAUAUUAUUUCAUUUCUUGUGCUCUCUAUUUUAUUCAUUUCUUAAAUUGCACUUCUUAUAACCGUAUAUCAUAACCAAUCAACACAAUUGGUUUUGUUUUAAGAAAACCCGUUUUAGAUUUCAUAACAGGUAUAAUAUUUUUUUAAGCCAAA